AUGGACCUGGCCUACGUGUGCGAGUGGGAGAAGAGGCCCAAGAGCAACCACUGCCCCUCCAUCCCGCUGGUGUGCGCCUGGUCCUGCAGGAAUCUCAUCGCCUUCACCACAGACCUCAAAAAUGAGGAGGAAAAAGAUCUCACGCACAUGGUGCACAUCAUUGACACGGAGCAUCCCUGGGACGUCUACUCCGUGAACUCUGGCCAUGCCGAAAUCAUCACUUGUUUGGAAUGGGAUCAGUCAGGCUCCAGGCUGCUCUCGGCGGAUGCCGAUGGCCACAUUAAGUGCUGGAGCAUGGCCGAGCACUUGGCCAACAGCUGGGAGAACACGGUGGGCAGCAUGGUGGAAGGAGACCCCGUGGUGGCCCUCUCCUGGCUGCACAACGGUGUGAAGCUGGCUCUGCACGUGGAAAAGUCUGGAGCAUCCAACUUCGGUGAGAAGUUUUCCAGGGUGAAAUUCUCUCCGUCUCUGACUCUGUUUGGCGGGAAGCCCAUGGAGGGCUGGAUUGCAGUGACCAUCAGUGGCCUGGUGACCGUCUCCCUCCUCAAGCCCAACGGGCAGGUGCUGACGUCCACGGAGAGCCUCUGCCGCCUCCGCUGCCGCGUCGCCUUGGCGGACGUCGCCUUCACCGGCGGCGGCAACAUCGUGGUGGCCACGUCGGAUGGCAGCAGCUCCUCCCCCGUGCAGUUCUACAAGGUCUGUGUCAGCGUGGUGAACGAGAAAUGCAAAAUAGACACCGAAAUCCUGCCCUCCCUCUUCAUGCGCUGCACCACGGACCCUGCCCGCAAGGACAAAUACCCAGCGAUCACUCACCUGAAAUUCCUCGCUCGGGACAUGUCAGAGCAGGUGUUGCUUUGUGCUUCCAACCAAAACAACAGCAUCGUGGAGUGCUGGUCUCUCCGGAAAGAGGGCUUGCCAGUCAAUAAUAUAUUCCAGCAAAUGUCUUCUGUGGUUGGAGACAAACAACCCAUGAUAUUGAAAUGGCGAAUUCUUUCUGCCACCAAUGAUUUGGAUCGUGUUUCAGCUGUGGCUCUGCCAAAGUUGCCGAUUUCGCUAACAAAUACGGAUCUGAAAGUAGCCAAUGACACCAAAUUCUUCCCUGGAUUGGGUCUGGCCCUGGCUUUCCACGACGGCAGCGUGCACAUAGUUCAUCGCCUGUCCCUGCAAAUGAUGGCAGUUUUCUACGGCUCUUCCUCGCAGCGCUCGGUGGACGAGCAGACCAUCAAAAGGCAGCGAACUGCUGGCCCGCUGGUUCAUUUCAAAGCCAUGCAGCUCUCGUGGACCUCUCUGGCCCUGGCCGGCAUCGAUAGCCACGGGAAGCUGAGUAUGCUCCGUAUCUCCCCCUCCAUGGGCCACGUGCUGGACAUGAACAUGUCCCUCCGACACUUGCUGUUCCUGUUGGAGUAUUGCAUGGUGACUGGCUAUGACUGGUGGGACAUCCUGCUCCACGUCCAACCGAAUAUGGUCCAGAACCUGGUGGAGAAGCUGCACGAGGAGUACAUGCGCCAGAAUGCAGCCCUGCAGCAGGUCCUCUCCACACGCAUUGUUGCCAUGAAGGCCUCUCUUUGCAAGCUGUCCUCCAGCACAAUAGCUCGUGUGUGUGACUACCACGCCAAGCUCUUCCUCAUCGCCAUCAGCUGCACCCUGAAGUCCCUGCUGCGCCCGCAUUUCCUCAACACCCCCGACAAGAGUCCUGGGGACCGACUCACUGAGAUCUGCUCCAAGAUCACAGAUGUAGACAUUGAUAAAGUGAUGAUUAACUUGAAGACAGAAGAGUUUGUCCUGGAGAUGACCACGCUGCAAUCCCUGCAGCAGCUCAUCCAGUGGGUGGGAGAUUUUGUGCUCUAUCUGCUCGCCAGCCUUCCCAACCAGGGCUCCCCUGUGCGUCCAGGACACAGUUUUCUGCGUGACGGAGCCUCCCUGGGCAUGUUCAGAGAGCUCAUGGUGGUGAUCCGGAUCUGGGGCCUGCUGAAGCCGAGCUGCCUCCCUGUCUACACAGCAACCUCAGACACCCAGGACAGCAUGUCCCUCCUCUUCAGGCUUCUAACAAAACUCUGGCUGUGCUGUCGUGAGGAAAAUCACAUGACGGAGCCAGAUGAUGCCCUGAUAGAUGAAUGUUGCCUCCUGCCCAGCCAGUUGCUCAUUCCCAAUAUCGACUGGUUGCCCAUCAACGAUGGCAUCAUCACCAAGUUACAGAGCAAACAGCUCGUGCGGCUGCAGUUUGGAAAAGCCCCUGGGCUUGUUGGUCACACUGUCUCUUCCCAGUUCGAUGCCUUUGUAAGGGCACCUGGACAGCCCAAGAUUGAUCACCUGAGACGGCUUCACCUAGGAGCCUACCCAACAGAAGAGUGCAAGUCGUGUACCAGGUGUGGUUGCGUGACCAUGCUGAAAUCGCCCAACAAAGUGACUGCAGUGAAGCAGUGGGAGCAGCGCUGGGUCAAGAACUGCUUGUGCGGGGGCUUGUGGAGGAGGAUGCCCCUCAGCUACUCGUGAGAGCCCCUUUUGCGGGG
This is a messenger RNA of Tinamus guttatus (white-throated tinamou), 2510 nucleotides long. RefSeq names its product mediator complex subunit 16 (gene MED16). The record is from RefSeq and is a predicted model, not a curated record. Lineage: Eukaryota; Metazoa; Chordata; Aves; Tinamiformes; Tinamidae. Gene Ontology annotation, biological process: positive regulation of DNA-templated transcription. Gene Ontology annotation, cellular component: mediator complex. Gene Ontology annotation, molecular function: protein binding.